GGAAACGGACCCAUUUGUUUGCCGUACCGCCUGACGCCAUUUUCAAAACGGCUAAGCUUUAUUGCGCAGAGCAGAGUUGUUCAUCAGACAAGUUUCAAUAAAGAGACGGAUCGUUUGAAUUAUUCAAGAGAUCAGACUAUCAAACAGAUGAUGGAGCUACCGAACUACAGCAGCCAGCUGAUGCAGCAGCUGUGGACCCUGAGGAAGGAGGGCCACUACUGUGACUGUACCAUCCUGGUGGGAGACAGCCCACACCGCGCACAUAAACUGGUACUGGCCGCCUCCAGCAUGCUCUUCAGGUCUCUCCUGGACGGCUCUGACACCAUCUCCAUCGACACAGACAUGGUCUCCUCACAGGAGUUUGGCUGUCUGCUGGACAUGGUCUACACCGGUAAGCUGCCUCUUGGCAAACACAACGUCAGCCGCAUCGUUGCCGCUGCAGACAGCCUGCAGAUGUUUGACGUGGCUGUCGGCUUCAAAAAUGUCCUCACUAGUCUGGUGAACCAGCAGCCCCCGGGCCCAGUCCCUUCUACACAGACACAGAGCCACACCACAGCCAACAGAGUCCAGAGCACCAACCUUGAAGGUUCAGCUCCACCCAACAAGGACGACUUGACUUCAAAAAAGAUGGAGCUUAAGGCUGAGCCCAAGCAGAGAGACCGGCGGAGUGAGAGUGAAGAAUCAAAGGAACCAGCAAGUAAAAGAGCCUGUGUGGCGCUCUUGGAGUCCUCAGCGACCGAAGAAGCUAAAUCCUCAGGAAGAGUAGUGAAAGAAAACAACACAAUGGCAGCAAAGACAUCGAAAGGGCAAGACGCUGGUUUCCUGGAACAUUUCUCUGAGUUUGUGGAGCUCCUCACCAACAUGUCGUCUGUCCUGGAGGAGCUGGGCCAGGCAGCACAGACAAGCCUGGACCAACAGGAGAGAGAGGUUGUGUGUCAGUGCUGUGAAGAGGCAGAUCCCAGCUCAGUGUUGGAGAAGCUGAUGAGCAGAGUGAAGGAGGGGCAGCUCAGUGAGGGAGCGCUCUUUAUGCUCCUCCAGACUGUAAAACGGAAAGCCCAUUCCUCCGUCCCCAAACCACUGCCGCCUCAGGUGAAAGAGGUGGAGAGCAAUGCCCAGGAGCCAGAAGAACACCAGACUGGAGUUGACUCAGAAAAGCAGACUGGCAUCAAAAGUGAAGAAAAGCAGGAGGAAAAGGGACAGGAAGAGAACUGUAAAGAGGAGACUGAAGAGGAGGAGAAAUCCUUGAAUGCUACGACAGACAUUUCUUCCCCUCCUGCCUCCUCCUCCUCCUCCUCCUCCCCCUCUAACCCCUACUCCUGUUCCUGGUGUAAGAGAGGUUUUGCCUACAAGUGUCGAAUGCUGGCUCAUGUGAAGCGCUGCUCUAUGUCCCAGGAGUGUGAGCAGCAGUGCCCACAGUGCCCAGAGAAGCUGGCCAACCAGCGGGCCCUGCAGCGGCAUCGGGCCAAGGCUCACCGCAACACGGCACGCGUGAAGAAGAAGGUGGCCUGUGACCUCUGUGGGAGAACCUUCGCCCACCCGUCAGGCAUGAUUUACCACAAGCGCACUCAGCACUUUGAAGCGAAACCGUUUGCUUGUGGGGACUGCGGCGCAAAGUUCGGCGCCAACUCUUCUCUAAAGAAUCACAUGAGGCUGCACACAGGAGAGAAACCCUACCACUGCAAACACUGUGGCAUGAGCUUCAGUGUAGCUGCUGCACUCGCAUACCACACCAAGAAGAAACACUCAGAGGGAAAGAUGUACGUUUGUCAGUAUUGUAAGGCCGUCUUCGCUCAGUCCAUUGAACUGACGCGACAUGUACGAACACACACUGGAGAUCGGCCUUAUGUGUGCCGUGAAUGUGGCAAAGGUUACAGCCAGGCCAGCGGCCUCACCGUCCACCUGCACACCUUCCACAAUUUGGAAGAACCUCAUGACUGUCAAAAGUGCUGCCUCAGCUUCUCCUCAUUGGAGGAGCAUCGCCAGCACAUCCAGGAGGUCCACCCAAAGGAGUUCCACAAAUGUCCCACCUGUAACAAGGUGUUCACCAGCGCCGCCCUGCUGGAAAAACACAAAGUCACACACACUGGAACCAAGCCCUUCAGCUGUGACCUGUGCAAUAAGUCUUACCAGCAACUGUCAGGCCUGUGGUACCAUAACAGGACCAACCACCCCGAUGUGUUUGCUAACCAUACCCGGCAGCUCAAGACCCUGGUCCAGUGUGAUGUCUGCUUCAAGUUCUUCCCCAGCGCUGCUAGCAUGGCUAAACAUCAGGCUGCUGAGCACACAGGUUCAGCCACCGUGGGGACACAGUGUCCGUACUGCCCGGCCGUGCUGAGCGGAGAGGAGGAGGUGCAGGAGCACAUCAGCAGUCAGCACGCCAGCCAGUGCAGCGAGGUGUUCAACUGCCCCCUCUGCUCACUGGUCUGCUCCUCCCACCUGGAGCUGCAGGAGCACCUGCUCUCCUGCCACAUAGAAACACAGGAGGAGCAGGAGGCCAGCGAGGAGCAGGCCUCCACCUCCAACACAGUGAUUGUAACAGAUCCAAACGACAAUAAAGGGGAAGAGUCUGAGAUCUGUGAGGAGCAGUCCCAGCUGGCAGCAGCCCAGCAGGUGUUUGUGGCUCUGGCAGGAGGAAGAGAAGGUGGAUCAUCAGCGGAGGUGGUGGAGGUCAACAUGUACGACCUCCUCAACAGCUCAGUCACCUUCAUCUGUGAGGACAAACCAUCCAGUCCCAGCUCUUAACCAUGGACCCCUGCAGAGUAUUCUGGACCUUGAGCAGUUUUCUGUUUUAUUGUCUCUUCUGAUUUUUAACACAACUACAGAACAGGCUGAACUUGCAUAAUUCACAAUCUGAUGACUCUGUGUCAUGUGGGUUCAUUUUUAGUCCACCAUAAUUUCUGUAGAGUUUUUUGCAAUUUUAAUUCAAUUAGGUGAAUGUCUGGCUGUAAGUGGAGAGUGAAAGUUGUUGACCUGAAACCUGAAAAGGUUUUGUGAAGUUUUUAAUUGACACUCCGCUAAUACCAUUCACUGAUUAAGACUGUGAGAUGAAAUUAAAAGUGUUCAUUGAAGGA
Molecule: messenger RNA, 3071 nt
Organism: Centropristis striata (black sea bass)
Lineage: Eukaryota; Metazoa; Chordata; Actinopteri; Perciformes; Serranidae
Gene: zbtb40
Product: zinc finger and BTB domain containing 40
Exons: 12
Coding region: 148-2742 (864 amino acids)
Biological process (GO): regulation of transcription by RNA polymerase II
Cellular component (GO): nucleus
Molecular function (GO): protein binding; DNA-binding transcription factor activity, RNA polymerase II-specific; RNA polymerase II cis-regulatory region sequence-specific DNA binding
Source: RefSeq, a predicted model, not a curated record